Zeugodacus cucurbitae (melon fly) is the source of this 3138-nucleotide messenger RNA. RefSeq names its product peptide transporter family 1 (gene yin). Gene Ontology annotation, molecular function: dipeptide transmembrane transporter activity. The coding region runs from base 525 to 2645 and encodes 706 amino acids. The record is from RefSeq and is a predicted model, not a curated record. Gene Ontology annotation, cellular component: membrane. Lineage: Eukaryota; Metazoa; Arthropoda; Insecta; Diptera; Tephritidae. The transcript is spliced from 6 exons. Gene Ontology annotation, biological process: oligopeptide transport; transmembrane transport.
GCAGCGUUAUUCGUGUAACAAGUGUUGAGCGGUGCUGACGGUUGCAGUCCGUCAAAGAAAACGCUUUUGAUUUACAUUAAAAUUAAGUUUUCAUGUUUUUAUCGUUUUUUGUUUUGAAGUUUUUAAGCAUUGAGAAAAUGUACGUUUAAUGCAGUGACUCUGAUUUAAAUAAACAAAAUUUAUUUAUUUUUUGUUUUAUUUACACGCUGUAACGAAAGUGUUGUGACCUUAAACAGCUUUUUAAACUGCCGUCAGUGCAAAAUUUUUUUAAAUGUGAUUUUUUAUACUCUUAACCUUCAUAAAAACAGUGUUUUUAAUACUUUACACUCGUGCGAACUUGUUUUACUACACGUUUGUGAAGAAUUUUUGUUUAAAGUGUUUGUCGUUUUCACGUGAUUUUAUUUAUUGAAAACUUGUCGGAGAACAUAAAGCAAAAUAUUACUGUUAACUCUAGCGUUUUGUGCGCAUUUAUCGCUUCUAAUUUGUUGCUGUCAAAGUGGAUUUAACGGCAACACGGCGUCAUCAUGGUUAGCAGCGUCUUAAAGAUAUCGGAAAAAGCGCCGACGGAGUACCCCAAAUCGGUGGCUUUCAUUAUCAGCAAUGAGUUCUGUGAACGCUUCAAUUAUUAUGGCCUACGCACCAUACUGGUGCUGUAUCUCACCACGAAGCUGCACUAUGACAAGGACACGGCGACGGUGCUCUUUCAUAUAUUCUCCAUGUUGGUGUAUUUGUUUCCGUUAGUCGGCGCCAUUAUUGCCGACAGCUGGUUGGGUAAAUUCAGAACGAUACUCUAUCUGUCGAUGGUGUACGCCUUGGGCGGCGUGAUUGUGUCGCUGGGCGCCAUACCGCCGCUGCAGCUGCCUGUGAAAGAAAUCACCAUACUCGGCCUCACAUUGAUCGCACUCGGCACUGGUGGCAUUAAACCGUGCGUCUCGGCAUUCGGUGGCGAUCAGUUCCGCAUGCCCGAGCAAGCCAAGCAGCUCGCCACAUUCUUUUCGCUUUUCUACUUCGCCAUCAAUGCCGGCUCCACCAUCUCGACCACCAUCACACCCAUACUGCGUGAGGAUGUGCAUUGCUUCGGCGAUAAAAACUGCUUCUCGCUGGCUUUCGGCGUACCGGCCAUACUCAUGUUGCUCUCGGUGGUGAUUUUCGUUGCGGGUCGCAAGCUCUAUGUGGUUAAACCACCAGCUGGCAAUAUGAUAUUCGGUGUGUCGAAGUGCAUUUCCGAUGCUAUUGGUGCUUGGCGGCGCGAGCGAAAGUCGAAUCCACGCAAACAUUGGUUGGACUAUGCAGAGGCGAAAUCUGGUCAAAAGAUGGUCGCCGACACCAAAGUAUUGUUAAAGAUUCUAACGCUGUUUUUGCCGUUCCCCGUCUUUUGGGCACUCUUCGAUCAGCAAGGCUCACGUUGGACGUUCCAGGCGACACGCAUGAAUGGCGAAACCUUCGGUUAUGUCAUCAAACCCGAUCAAAUGCAGGUCGUCAAUCCGCUACUCAUUCUUGGCAUGAUUCCACUAUUCACCUACGUGCUCUAUCCGAUUUUGGCUAAGAUUGGCAUCAAGCGGCCCUUGCAAAAGCUCACACUUGGCGGUUUGCUGGCUGCCAUUGCCUUUUUGCUCUCCGCUUUUCUGGAAGUCAAACUGAACGAAGUUGAUCCGGCCCCACUGCCAGAAAUGAGUGCCAAUGUGCGCAUUUACAAUGGCAUGCCUUGCGCUUACCGCUUCAACACGGAGUUGCCACAUCAUCCGAGUGUCGUGGAACCAUUGGACUUGUGGGAGCUUAAGGCCUUAUCAGUACCGAAACCAAUCAGUUAUCCAUUCAAUGCCACCUCGGCCGACAAACGCUGCAAAGACAUCUCCGGCACCUUCCGUCUGACGUCUGGCAAGGAGAUGAGCUACUUUCUCAACGCCGGUGGCGUGCAAGAAUUCAUGGACUCAACGGCCAAAACGAAGCUGGGUAAUCCCAUGGUGCGCGUGCUUUUAAAUGUGCCUGCUGAAGACAGCGCCUUCACGCUGACCGAUGCCGUGGAGACCGCAGUGCCGCUUAUGCUCCGCAAUGCCACACAAGUGGUGAAUGUGGUGCAUGGCGAGAGCGAUUUGCAAGUGGCGAAUACGAAGAUUGCCACCAUCGAUACAAAGGGUGGCGGUGUUUAUGCGCUGAUGGUGCAAGGCAAUCUCAAAGAUGGUUAUACCUCUAAGACCCAUGUUAUAACGCCGCCCAACAGUAUACACAUUAUGUGGCAAUUACCGCAAAUUAUUGUCAUCACAGCUGCUGAGAUCAUGUUCUCCGUCACAGGUCUGGAGUUCUCCUACACACAGGCGCCACCGAGCAUGACAUCCGUGCUGCAAGCCUGCUGGCUGCUCUCCGUCUCCAUUGGCAAUAUGCUGGUGGUGGUUAUAGCCGAAUUGAAAUUCUUCGAAUCACAGGCCGCUGAAUUCGCGCUCUUUGCUGGCCUCAUGAUUGUUGACAUGUUCAUCUUCAUCUUACUCACCAUUCCAUACAAAUAUGUUGAGCACGGCGAGGACCCAGAGGCCAACCAAGUCGUGGUUGCGCCCAACAAUCCAAAGCAGAGAGAAGCCGAGCGCGAAACUUACAUCGGCAACAGAGGAAAUGGCCAUAUGAACGAGGCUUAUGAGGGAGAGCGCUAAUAGACCAAUAGACUACUGUGUUAACUCCGUAAUUUUACGUUAAUUUAAUUUCAUCAUUUUCUUUAUGUCGAGCGCAGGCAGCAGUAGAAACGCUGUGUUGUACUUAAUUAGGUUGUGGUCCACUUAGCUCUAAUCCCAUUGAACACUUUACACUUGCAUAAACUUGUAUUAUUUUCGUGCAUUUUUAACUACCGUUAGGUUUGCCAUUUUGUUCGUGUGCGUGUAUAACGAAUCUCUUGUUAUUUUUUAUGCUAUUUUACGAUUUUAUUUUAUAAAACUCGAAUUUUUAAGUAAUCAUUUAUUUAAUAAGUUUAUCUGUUAGAUUAUUGUCGCGUCGCUAUGCGCCGCAGCUUUGUUUAUGUAGAUAUGUACAUUUAAUUGAAUAGCUGUAGAGUUCCACAAAUUAUUGUUUAUAGUUCUGGCAGCUAAAUUCUGUUUUAUCUUAAUAAUUUAUUUGUAGAGAAAAUAUAUAUUCAUACAAUUUAAUUAAACA